AAUUUAAGAUUCCCAAGGGAAGACUGGGAGUGACCAGGAUCGGAGACUUAUCUCUGCAGGAUAUGAAAAAGAUUCCCACGCUGGCACUCAUUGAGCUAACUGCUCUCUGCGACGUCGUUGGCUUGGAGCUGAAGAGAAACAAAGCAGUAAAGCGGAAGGCUGCAGAGCGCAAGCUUUUUGGGGUUUCACUUGGCACUUUGUUAGAAAAUGACGAAAAGCUCUUCCCAAAUACCAGGGUUCCAUUGAUUCUGCAAGCAUUGCUGUCGUGUUUAGAAAAGAAAGGUCUGGACACGGAAGGAAUCCUAAGAGUUUCAGGAUCACAGAGCCGCAUUAAGAGCCUGGAACAAAAGCUAGAAAGUGAGUUCUAUACUGGUUUCUUCCAGUGGGAUGAGGUCCAUCAGAAUGAUGUCUCUGGCUUGCUGAAGAGGUUCAUCCGGGAACUGCCCACCCCUCUGCUGACGGCAGAAUACUUACCUGCCUUUGCAGCUGUGCAAAAUAUCCCAGAUCUGAAACAGAGGCUGCAGGCUCUCAAUCUGCUUAUACUGAUUUUACCAGAACCCAACCGAAACACCCUGAAGGCUUUGCUGGAGUUUCUGAGGCUGGUGGUUACCAGGGAGCGGAAAAACAAGAUGAAUCUUUGGAACGUUUCCACAGUCAUUGCUCCAAAUCUCUUCAUGCACAAGGGGCUGCCGAACAAGAUCCCGGAAGGGAAGGAGAAACAGCUGGCCGAGGGUGCGGCGGACGUGGUGCGGAUGAUGAUCCAUUAUCAGGAUUUACUCUGGACUGUUGCAUCUUUCUUGGUUUCUCAAGUGAGAAAACUGAACGAGAGCAGCAGCAGGAGGUACCAGUUCUGUGACAGGAGGAUCAAAAACCUGUUAAGGAAGAUUAAUCUGGACAAGGAGAAGACAGAGAAAAACCAUGGCGAACCAUCCAAAAUAGUAAAAGUCCAGGCUUCCCCGUUCCUAAAGGAUUCCCUGGAAGUUCGCUUAACCAGUGGAACCAAAGCUGCAGAUGUCCUGAGGCAGUUCCAGAAGAACCUCUGUCAAAACGGCUGGAAUAUUGUCAACACGGUCAAACUUAUCAAAUGUAAUGGUUCGGUAGAUACGAUGAACCUGCUCUUCUAUGAAGUCGGCGGCAACAUAAGUGAACAUUGCUUGGACCCAGACACAUACCUCUUAGACCUGUACCAUGUGAAUCCUCAUGCAGAAUGGGUUAUAAGACAAAACCCAUCUUUUCCAAGGACACUCUAGGAAGACUGGCGAGAGGGAAAUGACCUAGCUGGAAAUUAUGUUAAACAAAUAGUCAAAUGGGGCUGGGGUGGGGAUGAAUUUUUUAUUCCUGGAUUUUUAUUUUUAUUUUAAUGGGAGGCUGUGAAAAAAGAAGCAAUUCCCUUUAACUGUUCACAUGAACUUGUGGCUAAUUGAAGGGUUACAUUGGGGUAGCAGAGCUUCUAUAGGAUGUGAAUGCCUGUAGUAAAGGACUACUGGAAAGAAAGUUUUAAAAAGAGACAGUCUUGUCCUUGAAGAAAUUGAUGGAGAUCGUCUGGGUUUGAUUCUUUUAAUGCGCAAGCUUCAGGUUCUCACAUUAGUGGAAAGACACCCCAGUGAACAAAUGUGCUGUCAUGUAACGCCUGCACACUUUCUAAAGAAGUAAGGCUUCUCGGAUAGAAGCUGGGGUUAUCUGCAUUUUGCUUCAUUUUGUUUCUGAAGGGCUUAAUAGGCAACCAAAUUGCCCGGAAUGUAGAGGAGAAGUUCUGCCCUCAAAAUGCUAAUGUCCCAAGCACAGUGUUGGUGACAUAUUAACUAUGCACAACUGUAGGUGUGCAAUGUCUUCUGGGAUGCAGCCUUGACAUCGCAGUUCAGUGCACAAACAUGUAUUUGUGUGUGCACACACAGUUCCACAUACAUGUUGCUAUUUGAUUAGAGUAAACCAUCUCAGUAUUACUGUUUAAUUCAACCUUUUUAAUAUUCAGAUUGGAUUUCACAUCCCUGUCUGGUUGUAAUAAUUUUUUCCUUUAGAGAAACUCCCCAGCAGAGACUUGUCUUCCUAUACUGGCCCUAACAAGUCUUUUCGUUAUGACCAAGACAAUCCAGAAACACCUGAGCCAUAUAACGUUCUUAGUCUUCAUGUCUUCAUUGUUUCUUUGGUGUUACAUUUUUAAAACGUUGUGUUUGUAGGUAUAUUUACCAAAAGCCUGUUGAAAUGAUCUAGGUUGUUCUGGAGAAAGCGAUGAUCUGUACUUAAAGAUCCUCCUUUCCUUGUUUGCUCACAUUUUUUAAAAGGCCAAAAUAUCCACCUAAAUGUGUAGAGGGUUUCUCAAAAUUGGUAGUUUUGAAUAUCUGUAUUUUGCACUUGUGACUUAAAAGAGGGCCUAUUUAUUUUGAAAAUGUCAACUAACAGAGACAUUUAAAUGGUUAUUUCAUGUUAUCCACUUCCAAACUAGUGGACGUGAGAAAGCUAAACCCUUUCUUAGUCCAAACACCACAGCUGAUGUUGUCAGAAGAGCAAAAUAUGAACAAAUAUGCCAGAAGAUUGCCUCAUUUGGACAUAAAAGGGUUUAGAAGGAGGCAUUUUGUCAGCAUAAGAAAGGAAUUCGUGCUUGAGGGUGGAUGAGUAGGGCGGGGAGUCCACCUUUAAUACAAACAUGCAUUACACAUCUGAUCUCUAGAAAAGCAGCUUUGGAAGGAAGGAAGCAUGUAUCUGAAACCCCAUUUCUUCUUUUGCAGCGGGGAGGGGAGAAGCUGCCUACACUAGGAGGGAAACGGUUAAUGCCUCUCCCUGCUGCCCAGCUGUCAAUCAUGCCCUCCUAAGGCUGCCUUUUGAAGAGAGGAUCAAGGGCUGUUGCAUGUAACAUCUGGUGAAUGAGUUGCCAUUUAGAUAGGAAGAAAGCAAAUUAACCUGGGAAGUUACUUUCCACUUGCCCUGUACUUUCCUUCCUUAGCCCCAUUUAUAGUAUCAUCUGACUCCUUGCCCUCCAGUGUAAAUGGGUGGCGUUGAGAGGUGAUGCGUGGGUAGUUCACAAAUCCCUUGGGGCUUUAUUGGAGGUCGGAAUGAGAAAUUGCAUGAAGAGGUGUCUCCUGGUAAAAAUGGCAACAGCAUGUAAAUCUCCUCUUCCUUCCCUCUGUGUAAGGUUGAGUCUAUCCUAACCCCAUGUCUUGGUAUCAUUACCGCCAGUGUUUUCGUUUCCCAACCUCGCUGAUAGUCAGUGCUGGGGGCAAGGAAGUAGGGAAUCAUGGUGACAUCGCAACACAAAGCAAGUUUUAUUUAACCAUACAGAUGGGGGCGGGGAAUAGUUUAUGUGGAAGCUGUUUUCUUCUAAAGCUGUGUCGUUUCAUUCUGACCAGAGUGCAGGAGUCAUGUCUUGCUCAGCAUAAACAUUUCCAACUUUGCAUUUCUCAUCCUUUGUAGACUUUUACCAGAGAAAGGAUAGGUGCAGAAAUCCAUUAGAAUUUUCUGGAAAAGUACUAACAGAUGUACUGAGCAACACAGGCUGGGUGACUCAGAUGUGUUUAGGAAAGUAUCUACAUGGCACAGCAUAGCCUUAAAAGAAUACAGAAUUGCCUACAAAAUCCCUUGAGUAUUUUUUUAAUAGGUAUUGUGCACUCUACAUCCACUGUGCAAAAUUGUUUCAUGCCAAUGCAUGGAAAUAGUCAGUACAGAACAGUCUUCCCCAACCUGGUGCCCUCUGCAUACUCCCACCCAGCUAGCAUGGGGAAUUUUCCAGGAGUGUUGAGAGUUGUAGUCCAAAGCUUGGGGAAGGCUGGUGUAGAACUUUAAGAGUGUAGCAGGCUUGCCAAGCAGAGAGUAUGCUUUGAUCCUUUAUGAUAAAGGGUGCAAGGUGGCAAUUUUGGUAACUCCGAAAAGGUCAAGGUAGAAGAGAGGCCAAUCUCUGCUUCCAAGAUAUGAAAAUUAAGUUUUGUACUUGGGGCCAAUUUGAAUGAAUAGCUUGGGGAAUGAAAGAAAAUGACUCGGAUUCCUCAAAUGCUAACAAGAGUAAUGUGAAAUGAGUAUUGCGAAAAGCUAUGUGUGCAGGAGCAAAACCCGAGAGAAACUAACAUUUGAGGGGGAUAGAUGGUGUAGGCCCAAAUCUGUCCAUAAUAUUGAUGGUCUGUCAUCACUUUCACUGUCUUUUUGUGUCUCUAGAAAUUUUAUUGAUGGCAGUUAAAGUGGCAAGGCAUAAAAUGGUAAAGCUCACUUGUGUGUGUGCGUGUGUGUAUUUUUUAAAAAAACGAUGGUUUAUAUUAUUUUUAAUGCUGUAUUUAAUCAAUAAAGAACUAGAUACGUUUCCAAAA
Podarcis muralis (Common wall lizard) is the source of this 4292-nucleotide messenger RNA. The record is from RefSeq and is a predicted model, not a curated record. Lineage: Eukaryota; Metazoa; Chordata; Lepidosauria; Squamata; Lacertidae.